Messenger RNA from Humulus lupulus (European hop), 2070 nucleotides. RefSeq lists its product as uncharacterized. The transcript has 2 exons. Lineage: Eukaryota; Viridiplantae; Streptophyta; Magnoliopsida; Rosales; Cannabaceae. The record is from RefSeq and is a predicted model, not a curated record. The coding region runs from base 1 to 2070 and encodes 689 amino acids. Gene Ontology annotation, molecular function: zinc ion binding.
AUGACUCGAGUGGUAAUCUAUGCUCAAUAUGAUGGGGAAUGGAAGGAAGAGCAAGGGUUGUAUAAAUGGUCGCCAAAGAAUAAGGAAGUUAUAUCUAUCAUUGUUGAUGACUCCAAUAUUACUUUUGAGGUGUUAUUGGAGAAAUUGUAUAAGAAGAUUAGGGUGAAUCAAAAUGAUAUCGAAUUGAAAAUAAGUUACUUACGUAUCAUUGCGGGAGAAAAUAUGCCACCAUUCAUUUUACGAGGGGAUGAAUGUCUUGCAGCUUAUCUUUUGGAUUGUGGAGAGAACAAUCGUAGAGUUGCACUACGUGUGGAGCUCAUUAAGAGAGAAGAUAUAUGUGACAUGGAAGUUGAACGCAACAUGAAAGAAAAUGAACAAAGUUUAGUAGAUGAUUACUUUGACCGUGAAUUCUACUUUGAAAAUAAUAUUUGUGAUGCUGCUUCUGCACCAGGCGAAAGUGGUGUUAAUCUAGGUUGUGAACCUGUGGACCUUCUUAACAAAAGGACAACAUCAUCAUCUCCAACUCCAAAUCACAUUGACCCACUGAACUACUAUGAUUCGUUGGACCACCAUGAUGAACAAAGUCAAGUCCCUAGUGAAGACACAUUUCGUUUCCCAGAUGGGUCAGAUUUGGCAAUUGGUCAAGAAUUCAAGAACAAAGAUGAGGUAAAAACUAAGUUGAACGAUAUUUCUAUAAAGGCUUGCUUUGAAAUGGAAAUUAAUAAAUCUACCAAGUCAUUAUAUGUGACAAAAUGCAUUGACAAGUCAUGCAAUUUGGCAGUGCGUGUAGCAGAAGUUACCAACUCAGAGCGUUUCUCAAUACGAACUUAUUGUAACACUCACACUUGUUCCCUUAUUAGCCGGAAAAGAUUGCAUCGUCAAGCAAGUGCUGCAGUAGUUGCUAAUGUCGUGAGGUCAAGUUUCGAUGGUCAAAAAGAGACACCGAAGCCAAAAGCAAUAAUGACGAUUAUGCAGAACAAUCACAUGCCAAUAACAUAUUGGAAAGCUUGGAAGGGGAAAAAACUUGCAAACAACCUUCUUAGAGGUUCACUUGAAUUAAGUUUUCAAAAUCUUCCAGCUUACUUAUACAUGGUUCGAAAGAUGAAUCCAGGUACGAUCACGCAUUUGGAGGUGGAUGAAGAUUCUAAAUUCAAAUAUGUUUUCCUAGCAUAUGGAGCAUGCAUCAAAGGAUUUCGUUGCAUGAGAAAGGUUAUUGCGGUGGAUGGGACUUGGUUGAAGACCAAGUACAAAGGUGUAAUGCUCAUUGCAACAGGACAAGAUGGUAAUUUUCAUCAAUAUCCUAUUGCUUGGGCUGUGGUUGAUUCAGAGAAUGAUGCUUCGUGGUCAUGGUUCCUUACAGAGUUACAAGAACUUAUACCAGAUGAUAGUGAUUUAAAUAUUAAAGCACGUGUCAGAGUUAAAGGUGUCAUAAAAUUAUUCGAAGAAACUGCCAAUGCCUAUAAAGUUUCCAACUUCAACAAACUCUAUGAUGAAUUGAAGAAUAGAUAUCCUGUAGCAGUGAAGUAUCUUGAAGAAUCAAAUCUCACACUUAGUAAAUGGGCAAGAUCUCACUUUACAGGCUGUCGGUACAAUAUUAUGACUACGAAUGGUGCAGAAUCUAUUAAUGCAGCACUGAGGGAACCUAGAGAGUACCCUAUCAUUGCAUUGUUGGAGGCUAUGCAGGCAAAAGUUUCUGAGUGGUUCAACAAUCGCCGCAAUAUUGUGGCAUCUAUCAAUACAAAGUGUACACCUUUAACUCCAAAGGCGGAGAAUAUUAUUCGAAAAAGAUUCAAGAAAGCAUCGGAAAUGAAUGUGAAACAACUUAACCGAUUUGAGUAUGAGGUUACAGGUAAAGAAAAUGAUGCCAUAAUUGAUUUAGGUCAAAGAAAAUGCUCAUGUCGGGUCUUUGACCUUGAUCAACUUCCAUGUGUGCAUGCAUUAGCAUCAUAUGAGCAAGCUGGAAUAGAAGUGUAUGAUUUGUGCUCUAAUUAUUAUAAGUUGGAAACUUGGGCGUUGGCUUAUGUUGAUACCAUUUAUCCAGUCUCAACAAGAAGAUUGGGAUAUCAAUGA